Molecule: messenger RNA, 669 nt
Organism: Bactrocera tryoni
Lineage: Eukaryota; Metazoa; Arthropoda; Insecta; Diptera; Tephritidae
Product: secreted RxLR effector protein 161-like
Exons: 2
Coding region: 1-669 (222 amino acids)
Source: RefSeq, a predicted model, not a curated record
AUGCAGAACAUAAUAGAAGUUUUAAAUCAGAAUAUUGAGGCGGUCGAUCGCGGUCCAAUAUCUUUUUAUUUGGGUAUGGAAGUAGAGCGCGAUGGUGACCGUGGUGAUCUAACGACACAUCAAACACGAUAUGCUACGGAACUUAUACGGCAGUGGGGCAUGACAGAUUGCAAACCAGCGGCAACUCCAUGGGCUCCAGGGACGAUACUUUGUGAAAAACAUUGUGGCAAUCUGGAGACAAAAGCGUACCAAAGCUUAAUUGGUGGGCUUAUGUACCUGGCUAUAAUCUCUCGCCCGGAUAUUCCGCAUGUGGUAUCAAAGUUGUCUCAGUAUAACUCGCAUCCGCAUAAAGAGCAUAUGCAAGCUGCUAAAUACGUGCUUCGAUAUCUGAAGAAAGCUCCAAAUGACGCAGACUGGGGUAGCGAUAGUAUAGACAGAAAAUCGUACACAGGUUAUUUCGUUACGAUGGCUGGUGGAGCUAUAGCUUGGGAGUCAAGAAAGCAGUCUGUGGUUGCGUUAAGCUCAAUGAAAGCAGAGUACAUCGCAUUGUGUCAAGGUGCAAAAGAGACAGUUUUUCUACGUGGUAUGCUUUGUGCGCUGGGUUACACGGACUAUACAAAAGGUUAUAUACGGUUUUAUGCCACAACCAAAGUGCUCAGUUUAUGGUGA